Messenger RNA from Closterium sp. NIES-65, 1712 nucleotides. Lineage: Eukaryota; Viridiplantae; Streptophyta; Zygnematophyceae; Desmidiales; Closteriaceae. The record is from the annotation of a GenBank genome assembly.
GCCUUCCUGCUUCUUCCCUACCAGUCACACGUAAUCCAGCCUAUGGCCUGCAGCUAUCAACGAACACGUACAUGCCAGCAAGGGCCAGCCCCUUCCCGCGCUACGUGAGUGCGGACUACCGAGUGGCGCCCAGCAAGCAGGACUCGUGGGUCAUCAGUGACUUCCACUCCUGGGACUCUGUCCCCUUCCUUGGCUGGCCUGUUAAAGACCAAAAAGACUGCAGUGCUUGUUGGGCGUUUGCGCUGGUGGCGAGUGUGGAAGCGGCAUAUGGCAUUGCAAUGAAUGCAGAGGCGCCGCGGCUGUCAGUGGAGUCACUCUUUGCAGCCAUGGGGCUCACCUCCGAAGCUGACAAGUGCAGCACGGGGGGCUCUCCCACCGAGGCAUUGGAAAGGCUUCUCAUGCUGCCUCGCGGUGGAGUCACGGAGGCUGGAUCGCCUAAAAAGGUGUACCCAAUUCACGGCUUUGAGCGCACAAGGUUCAAGGGGUUUGUGGGGCUCAUGCUGGCAGUGCGACGACAACCAGUGGUGGUUCAUCUUGAAGCUUCUGCUCCGGAUUUUGCACAAUAUGACGGGACCUUCAAGUACCAGAAUCCUGGCUGCUAUACAGGCAAACUCAACCACGUCGUACUCGUUAUUGGCUACUUUGUUUUAAGAAGUGACGGGAGCCAAAAUCGAAUUGCGCCUCCGUUUUGGGUCAUCCGUAACUCGUGGGGAGUGGAGUGGGGUGACCGGGGCCACAUGCGCAUGGACAUUCAAGGAGGGGAUGGCGUGUGUGGCAUCAACGUCCUGCCUGGCAUCUACCCCAUAGUCAAGAUCCCCAAGGACCCUUGCGGCCAGAGGAGCUUCAAGGGCGAUGGUGACCUGCAGCCCAGCAUGAACCCGUGUGGGCGGUUCACAUGCCGGGCUAUUCUACGGAACAACAGCAACUCGUGUGACUGUUCUAUUCCCAACGAGUCUAAGCAGCCAUUUGUUCAGGUUGCAAACGGAUAUGGCUCCCAAACAUGUGCUUACUUGGAUGUGUGUGGGUCUGACUUGAAGAACCCGUGCUAUGUGGGCGCAUGCAUCAACGACGCCAAGGGCUCCUACUCCUGCAUCUGUCCUCCCAACUACGUUGCAAGCACAACCAUUGACAACUUCCCCACCUGCGACCCAGCCAACGUCACAGCCAGCACCGUGGUAGUGAGUGGAAGCAACUGGUGGUGCUCUGAUGUUCUCCCUAUUGUGGGCCUCUCACUUGCCGAAUUCACGCAGCAGAAUGUGGGCAUUGACUGCAAUCAUGCAUUGCCUCGUAACAUGGUGCUUCAGCUGGGAAGUCCUCUCCUCGUUCCCUGCACUGCGUUCUUCUACACGCUCAGUGGCGACACAUGCUGGUCCAUCAGCGCCCAGCUGUUCCUCACCACUAGCAACCUCACCACACUCAAUCCCGGCCUCAACUGCUCUGAGCCCUUCAAGGCGGGCCGCUCUCUGUGCAUCGAGCGCAACGCCACCUUCGCCUACACUGUGCCUCGGUGCCUGCAAUAUGGCAUGCUCACAGCACAGGACACGUGUGAGCGCCUGCUGCUGCAGGUGGCGGGGAGUGAGGAUGACCCAUCGAGGGCUGGGAAGGAGAACGCUACACGCUGGGCUGAGCUGUACCGCAACAAUCCCGGCCUCAUCUGCUCGAGUGUCAUCCCAGUAUCCGCCUCUGCUGUUGGCAGCAACACUGGCGUGCAG